AUGCCAGUCGCAUUGGUCGACCCCACGGGCGACAUUGUCAUCAUGUCCGGCGAUGACUCCUUUCAGGUCUCCUCCAAGAUUUUGUCUACAGCUUCCCCUGUAUUUUCCGUUAUGUUCAGCCCUCUCUUCAGAGAGGGUACCUUAAUAAUAGAUGAACCGAAGGAGCCAGCGGUCAUACACCUGGGUGACGACGAUGCCGAAGCACUCCUCGCUUUCUUUAACAUAGUGCAUUUCCGAACUGAUGAGAUCCCGGAGAAGCCGACUGCUAUAUUUCUGGAAAGAUUUGCGGUGUUAGUUGAUAAAUACAUGUGCAAGAAGGCAGUUGCCUCCCAAGUCAAGGUCUGGUUGUUGAAAAAUCUACGAACCCUGACUGUCACGGAGCUGUGUCCAUUGCUGUUGCUCGCGUAUAUUAUGGAUAUACCGGAGAGAUUCGCUACCAUCUCGAAGGAAAUCCUCUUCAACCAUGUGGGUUCCUAUUCUGAAUUACUCUUGUUGGCGGAUCACCCACUCAUGGACAGCAACAUCGUCGUCGAAUUUGAGAGAAAGAGACACGAGCUUCAUCGUAUGGUUCGAAAGGCACUUAUAUGCGCACUCGACAGCUUGACUGCACUGAAAACCGACGAAUCCAGGUACAUAUCGCUGUAUACGCAGAAGCUACAAGCGCGGGGACUGCUUCCAGGCACCGAUGCCUUUGAAGCCAAGAGCUUCAGGCAAGUGUAUUGGGACGCAUCGACGCUAUCUACGUUCCACGCCCAGCCUUGCAAGUUACAAGGUUGUGUAUGCAUGUCGAAUAAAGCAUUGGAGCAUGACAGGAAGACUGUGAGAUUCUUGAAUAACCUCAAAGACGCAAAGGUGGGAAUUUGCUUGGACUGCUUACGGUCAGAGCGGUCAUCCUUCCCGGAUUGCCGUUUUACUCACCCUUUCUCCGGGGAUGACAAGGCCAUUUUUACCACAUAA
Molecule: messenger RNA, 957 nt
Organism: Aspergillus pseudonomiae
Lineage: Eukaryota; Fungi; Ascomycota; Eurotiomycetes; Eurotiales; Aspergillaceae
Product: BTB/POZ domain-containing protein
Exons: 2
Coding region: 1-957 (318 amino acids)
Molecular function (GO): protein binding
Source: RefSeq, a predicted model, not a curated record